AUGGCGGCGGUUUUCUGGGCGCUGCUGCCCCUAGCAGCGGCGAAGCAGAUCCUGGUGACAGGCGGCCUGAUGCGGAGCCACCACCUGGCCGUGGUGCCGGUGGUGGAGGGGCUGCUGGCGCGCGGGCACAACGUCACCUUCGUGCUGCCCAACAGCAGCGAAGCGCGCGGCUGGUUCCCCAAAGGCCUGGGGAAGGCCAAGUUGGUGCACCUGGGCCCGGAAGACGCCAGCUUCGCCUCGUUUCAUAUGCCGGACAUGAAGAACCUCCCGGUGCACCGGAGGAUCCUGGCCUGGGCGGAUAUAUUUUGGAACUACCAGCGUCUCAUUGAGAAGCCGAUCUUUGGCAUGGUGAAGGACUUCUCGGCUUUUCUGCAGCAGCACAGCUUCGACGCGGUCUUCUCCUCCGCCUUGUCCAUCGGCUGCAACCAGGUGCUGAUGUUGAAGAACCAGACUGUUCCUUGGGUUAGCUUCAUGAGCGCGCCUCUCUACCCGGAGUUCGUCUUGAAGGACACCAACUACCUUUGCAAUUACCCGAACCUCUUGAACCCACGAAGCCUGAACGAGCUGAAAGCUUCUCUCCUCCAGCGGGUGCAGAAUCGCAUCGAGUGCCGGCUCUUGAAUGCCUACAUCACCUUCGCCGGGCUCACCUUCAACCGCGUGCUGCGGGCCAACAGUUUCCCGCCCUUCCGGCACUUCUCUGAGCUCCUGAUGGCUGGCCCGGUGACUGUAGCCCUCGGGGGACCGCCGGUGUCGCCGGCGUUGCAGCUGCCACCGAAGGUUCACGUGGUGGGCAUCGUGGAGCUGCCCAAGCCGCGGACCUUGCCGGCAGACAUGCGCCUGUGGCUGGACGAAGCGGGGGCCCAAGGUAGGCCGGUGAUGUACGUCUCGAUGGGCACCAAGUACGAGCUGACGGAAGAGGUCUUCCAAAAGCUCCUGGCGCAACUCGAGCGUUUGGCCAAGGAGAAGGACUUGGCAGUGCUAUGGUCCCUGCGCGAGUCCCAGCAGAAGGAGCUGACACUUCCGCCGCAGAAUGCCCACCUGCGGUUUGAGGCCUUUACGCCCCAGCCGGAAGUCUUGGCGCACGGCGCGGUGAAGAUCUUCCUGUCGCACUGCGGCUGGGGAGGGCUCACGGACUCCCUGAGCGCGGGCGUGCCGAUUUUGGCGUACCCGGCCUUCGCGGAGCAGAAGGGCAACGCCCGGCAGCUCGAGGACUUCCGGGCGGCGAGGCUGCUGGAGGUGGGCUUCGAGAACCUGCCCGAGGCGGCCAGCAGCUUGCUGGAGGAGCCCAGCUACAGUCGCAGGGCCAAAGAAGCAGGGGAGCUUCUACGGAGCUUCGGGGGCCUCGAGAGGACCUUGGACUUGGCAGAGGCGGCAGUGGAAAAGAGGUUCCUGGACCCUCUGCCAGCGCAGCAGGCGAUGGAUCAGGUGGACCCCUUUUUGCUGAAGAUGCACGAGGUGGACAUCGUGCUCAGCACGGCCUUUGCGUGCUUCUGCUUCCUGGUGGUUUUGUGCAUCUUCACCUGCUGCUGUCGCGCAUGCUGUUGGUGCUGCUGCCGCUGGUCGGGUUCCAAGCCGAAAAAAGAGAGGAAGCAGCAGAAGGACAUGGCCAAGAAAGAGCUGUGA
This is a messenger RNA of Effrenium voratum, 1623 nucleotides long. NCBI's taxonomy places the organism in Eukaryota, Dinophyceae, Suessiales, Symbiodiniaceae. The record is from the annotation of a GenBank genome assembly.